AAGCGGAAGUGCCCUUCCGCUGGCGGCGUGUUUUGCAGUCGGAAAUGGCUCCCAAGAGCUCUCGCCGUACGGGAGCCCACAAGACCCAUUCUUUGGCCCGGCAAUGGAAGACGAAGCGGCGGCGCCGGGAUCUGGACCAGAUCAACCAAGAUAUGAGGCCGGAGAACUCGGCCAAGCUGCUCCGCCAAGACCCGGAUGCGGACAUGCCUGGCAGCGCCCAGCACUACUGCCUCCACUGCGCGCGAUAUUUUGUCGAUCUAAAAAGCAUGAAGGAUCACUUUCGGUCUAAGGUUCACAAAAAGAGGUUGAAACAGCUGAGGGAAGAGCCGUACACCCAGGAGGAAGCUGAGAGAGCAGCCGGGAUGGGGUCAUACAUUCCUCCCAAGAAGGUCGAAGUCCAUACGCAACCCCUUGAUGAGAUGGAAGAAUCCAGUUGAGAAGAAGAAAUACAAUAAGAGCUCUCGGCCCAACUGGACAUGGCGCGUACCUUCAAACAUCACUAUUUCACAGACCUGCGUUUAGAACUGGAGCAUAAAACCCAGCGGGUGGUUUUCGGCAGAGAUGAGAGCUAAGGCUAUUUUUCCCCCUUUCUUUUUUCUGUAGAAAAGCCACUUUCUCCCCAUCCUCUUUGGCCGCAAUCGGAGUUCAGGCAGAGGUCUGGGAAGGGAAGAGCAGACACCCUGCUGUCCUAUUGACCUGGUUAUAUAACUAAUUGCUGCUCUGACAAUGGCUCCUGUUUAUCAGCAGCGGCUGUGGAUUUUUAAGCAGUUUUGUUCCUAAUGUGACCUCUUCCAUCUUUUGAGUGUGUCCUCUUAAUAAAUGAACUACAAAGCUGAUAGCUAA
Messenger RNA from Sceloporus undulatus (fence lizard), 843 nucleotides. It is a transcript of the gene ZNF593, whose product is annotated as zinc finger protein 593. The transcript has 3 exons. Bases 45 to 437 code for a protein of 130 amino acids. The record is from RefSeq and is a predicted model, not a curated record. NCBI's taxonomy places the organism in Eukaryota, Metazoa, Chordata, Lepidosauria, Squamata, Phrynosomatidae. Gene Ontology annotation, molecular function: zinc ion binding; nucleic acid binding.